GUAAGUUUUAUAACACUAAACUUUACUGACUAAUAUCUUUUUAUAUUGUGAGUGACAAUGUUAAUAUCAAUUUGGUAUAAAUAUAAAAUUGUGGAAAGGUUCUUUCUUUGAAUAAUGGUUAAUAAGAUUGUGACAGGAUACUUCUCUUACUCUUCCCUAAACCAAAGCAUACAUGAUUAGUCAAAACUGUAAGCUUAUAUAGACUGUAAGCUUAUACAGACUAACAACACUAACUAAUAUAAGCAUGGAUCAAGUUCAUAAUCCUAUGUUGAACAAACUUUUAACUUCAAGAAGUGCUUGUGGUAACUUAUUUUCAAAUCUCUAAUUUAGCAUCUCAGGCCAUGUCAGGUUCUAUAACAAACCUAAUGUUCAGUCAUAAUCCUAUGUUCUCUAUAUACAGUGUGCCUGCAAGUUUGUGUGUGUAGGCUAGACCUUAGUACACGGAGAUAAAAUAAAGGACAAUUAAAUUAACAGUGAUGGUGUACUCUAUAUGUGACUAAUUGGUUUUAAAUCAAAAUUAAAAUAUAGGAUAUAUACAUUGGGUUGAUGAUUGAUCUAUGCCAUAGGUUUGAUCCAAAUAAAAAAUGAAAAUAGUGUGAUAAGAGUGUAAGCUAUCUUCUUUGAUGAUAUCAAUGCACAUGAAAACAUUUUGAACUUCCAUGAAGUACAUAACUUUCUCCCAAUUUUUGAGGUCUUCUAUGAUGGUUGUUUGUCUCUUCUUCAGUGAUCUUGGAAAUGCAG
Messenger RNA from Camellia sinensis, 741 nucleotides. Lineage: Eukaryota; Viridiplantae; Streptophyta; Magnoliopsida; Ericales; Theaceae. The record is from RefSeq and is a predicted model, not a curated record.